GUUCCGCGCCUGCGCACCACGUUCCUCCCGGCCUGCUGUGGAUUCGCACCUACGUACAGUGGACCUUCAUUCGUCUGCUGUGGAUGUUUCUCUGGCUGGUGCAAUACAGGGAAGACUCCAGUACCGGAAGGAUUGACUGAAGGAGGAAGUCGCUCCAGCCCUUUCUGAAGAGGGGCGGCUCCCACCUCUGCCUCCUCAGUGCUGGGAUUAAAGGUAUAUCUCCAUGAAUAAUUUAAAUGAUCCCCCAAACUGGAACAUCCGGCCCAAUCCCAGGGACGAUGGGGGCGAGGGAAGCAGGUGGAAUUAUGCCCUGUUGGUGCCGAUGCUGGGACUGGCCGCAUUUCGCUGGAUUUGGUCCAGGGAAUCCCAAAAGGAAAUCGAAAAGGAGAGAGAAGCAUCUCGGCAGCGAACAGCCGCUUUCCAGCGGGACCUGGAGGCCAAGUACCACGCCGUGGUGUCGGAACAGCGGCGCGCCGUGGCUCAGCUCUCCUUGGAACUGGAAAAGGAGCAGAACAGGACAAGCAGCUACCGAGAAGCCCUCAUCUCUCAGGGGCGCAAGUUAGCGGAAGAAAGGAAGCUCCUGGAACGGGAGCGGGCGCAGGUGAUGCAAGAGAAAAGCCAGCUGCAGCCUCUGAGGAGCGUGUACCUGAGCUGCCUGGAAGAGGAGGAGGACUGGCAGAGGAGAGCCCGGCUGCUGCUCAGGGAGGUGGGCGAAGCUCUGGUGGAACGCCAGAGCAUCUACUGCAGCCCAGUCCUGCCCCGCAGCACGAGGCUGGAGCUGGAGAAGAACUUACUGGUGCGGACGUCCACCGAGCCCCUGGCUGCUGACCUGGACAUGGCAGCGGGCCUGACCGAUAUUUUCAAGCAUGACAAGCACUGUGGGGACGUCUGGAAUACCAACAAGCGUCGAAACGGGAGGCUCAUGUGGCUCUACCUCAAAUACUGGGAGCUUCUUGUUGAGCUGAAGAAGUUUAAGAAACUAGAAAAGGUCAUCCUAGAGAAAUAAGAGAGAGCCAGCAUAGCUCCAGGCCGGUCUGUGUUCUAGGACCCGUGACGUUUGCAUGGCCUCCCUGUCACCUGUGCGUGCGGCCGGACGCGCAGCCACCUCCGCGGGGACUCCCAACUCCCCACCCUGCGAACAGCGAAGGUUUCUCUGUGAACGAUUCAGUUCUUCUGAAGCAUUAUUAGGAGCUGCUAAUAGUUAGCAGAAAAGUACAAUCUCACAUUUUAGUUCUAGGGGUAAAAAUUAUUUCUGAAAGAGCAGACGCAGUAUUGUAAGUUUCUCUCAGUUUUUAACCUCGCUAAAUUAUUCUGUAUUUCCCACCAGAUGCUUUGGUCUCCUCUUAGUCCUAUCCGGAAGUUGUGAGGUGACGCGUAGCUGUGCCUCUCAGAUGACAGGAGCCAAGGUUUUAUUUUGUUUGAAGAGCUUUCUCUUUGCCAAGGCAGGGGGUCGAAACUACACGUGACUUGUGUCCAGUUGCUGUUGUACGUAAUGUAUAUUUGGCCCUGAACUGGCUCUGUAUUCAUCAAACAGGGAUUAUUUUCUAGCACUGGCAUGUAGUCAAAAAUACCUGCCAUUCACUUAACAGUAACGUCACUUUUUUAUCUGUGAUUUUUUUAAAAAAAAAAAUUUAUUUACAAUCACAGAGAAUGGGUAAUGCCAGGGCCUCUUGCCACUGCAAAUGACCUCUAGAUGCAUGUGCCACUUUACCUGGGUACUGGGGAAUUGAACCUGGACCGUCAGGCUUUGCAAGCAAGCACCUCUAACCGCUGAGCCUCUGUGUGAUUCCUUAGAGUGUCCGUAUGUAACCCAGGCAAGCUUCAGAUUUGGGAUCUUCCUGCCUCAGCCUCCCAAGUGCUGGGAUUAUAGAUGUGUACCACCACACAUGGUAUGGUUCUUCACAGAAUGUUUUGACACGCAUUAGCUCUAUUUUACUCCAACUUAAAAGGUAGUCAGGCACUUACCACCUGUUUCACGUGGUGCUUAGAUGAGUCGUGCCCUUGUGCUUCAUUCUCUUACAAAAACCACUUCUGAGCCGGGUGUGGUGGCGCACGCCUUUAGUCCCAGCACUCGGAGGCAGAGGUAGCAGGAUAGCCGUGAGUUCGAGGCCAGCCUGAGACUGCAUAGUGAAUUUCAGGUCAGCCUAGGCUAGAGCUAGUCCCUGCCUUGAAAAAAAAAUCACUUUUAAGGGAGGAGGGACUUAUUUCAAGGGUUAGUUCAGGGAGGCCAGCCAGCAUCAGAAAGUGGACUAUAGAACAUCCUCAAGGCUUGUCCUCCAGUGAGCCACCCCCGUGAUCAAGGCUCUACCUGCUCUAGGUUUGACAACCUUCCCAGACAGUGCCACCCUCCGAGGAACAAGCGUUUAAACACAUGAGCCUGUUGGGGGCAGGUUACAUUUCAACCUGCUGUGGGUGCUCUAGGACUUGGCAUAUGGUUCCCCAGCGAGGCUAAGACACAAUCCACAGAGGGAGGAGACACAAGGGGCAGGUAGAGGGACCCAGGUGUGGGCUCCCAAACGAGCAUGCUUUAGCAGCAAGCUGUGACAACGCAUGCGGCAGGUCCCCAGGGAACCUCUCUGCCGACCGCGCCACACGCUUGACAUGGUGAGGAACAACUCCACACGUCCUCAACUUUCAGGGCACACGUUUGACAUGGUGAGGAACAACUCCACACGUCCUCAACUUUCGGGGCACACGUUUGACAUGGUGAGGAACAACUCCACACGUCCUCAACUUUCAGGGCACACGUUUGACAUGGUGAGGAACAACUCCACACGUCCUCAACUUUCGGGGCAGGGGAUGCCUAGAACGGAUACACAGGAAGGGAAUCUGCGUUUAGGGUAGUGUUGGGGAGCCUACAUGUGAUUACUUGACAGCAGCCCCCAAGAAGGGUGGUCAUAUCCGGUGCUCCCCCCUGUACCCAUCUUUCUGCAAUAGGAAUAAGAUAAACUUGAAGAUGUUCGACUUACGGAAAGCAAGUUCAGUUGUCGGAUAAUGGUAACGGAGAACCAGCUCUCUCACGUGUUCUCCUAGUAAAGUUCUCAGAACUAUAAAUGUAACUAUAACUGUAGCUCCCGUUGAAGCUCUGUUCAGUGGAUGUAUUAUGCCUUUCUGCUAUACUGCCAGCACUUUAAAAACAUUACAUAUAUAUAUAUAUACAUAAACACACACACAUACAUAUACAUACACAUACAUACACAUUUCAUUUCAACGAGAGAAAGACAGAAUGGACACUCCAGGUCCUGCAGACGCACGUGCCACCUUGUGCAUCUGGCUUACGUGGGUCCUGGGGAAUCGAACUUGGGUCCUUUGGCUUUGCAGGCAAGCACCUUAACUGCUAAACCAUCCCUCCAGCCCCUGCCAGCACUUUGAGAAGUUGUUUUCUCUGAUAUGUCUAGGAAAUACUGUUUCUUAGUACAUCGGACCCUAGGGGAGCCACAUUGGUUGUAGUUUCUCUUAACUCUCCUGAUCUGCUGUGUGUCCCUUAGACCCUGGCUUUGUGUCCCCACCCCCUCCCGGUAGCAGGGUCUUACCUUAGCCCAGGCUGGCCUGGAACUCGUGGUGAUGCUCCUACCUCAGGCUCCCCAGUGCUAGGGUUAAAGGCCUGAGCCACCACACCUAGCAUGGGCUUUUUCCCUCUAAAAGGGAGAAAACCAGCUGCUUUGCAGAUAAAUUCAAAGUGGCGUUUUCUGGGUUUACUGCUCAUUCUUAUUGUACUCUCCUAACGUCAGUCCAGCGUGCGCACAUCUGGACCUCCAGUGUUUCGAUGUGUGUGAGUGGUGUGCACGUGUGUUGCACAAGCUGUCCAACUUUCCCGCAGGAAACCAGGAACUUUCCAUGUUACAAAAUCCAAUUCAUUGGGUUACACUGUUUCAGAGUUGACAAGCGCCUAAGGCUGUCCAACUUUCCCGCAGGAAACCACAUCAGGAACUUUCCAUGUUACAAAAUCCAAUUCAUUGGGUUACACUGUUUCAGUGUUGACAAGCGCCUAAGGCUGUGUUGAUACAGUGAGAUUAGAGCCCAAUCUAAAAGUGUUAUUAAGCUAGCUGGGCGUGGUGGCGCACGCCUUUGAUCCCAGCACUCGGGAGGCAGAGGUAGGAGGAUCCCCGUGAGUUUCAGGUCAGCCUGGGCUAGAGUGAGACCCUACCUUGAAAAAGCAAAAGUAAAUAAAUCGCAGUGAAGGAUAGGAACCCAAGUGCUUCUUGGUACGUGCAGAAUUUAGAGACGCUUUUUAGAGGCCAACAUCUGUCUUGGCUACUAUCCUGGAGGCUGUAAUAACUGCCAGCCCUCCAGGGCCAAAAGUCUGAACUCUUGGGAGAAGCUGCCUGGGCAGGUCCUGGCUCCAGGGGGCAGAAGUAUGACUUUUGUCUUGGAUUUUUAUUUAUUUACUUAUUUUUGGUUUUUCCAAGUAGGCUUUCGUUCUAGCCCAGGCUGACCAGGAAUUAACUAUGUUGUCUCAGGGUGGCCUUAAACUCACGACAGUCCUCUUACCCCUGCCUCCAGAAUGCUGGGAUUAAAGGCGUGCGAUGCCACGCUCAGCUCAGUAGUUCCGCUUUCUAAGUGGAUUCCCUGUGGCUGCUUAACCUCGGAAUCGCUCUGAGAAUAGCAACUGACUGGGCUAUUCCAAACGGAAACGGUGUCAAGAAUUAUGUAUGUUCACUGAGUCAACUCAUUUGGUAGAGAUGCCUUUUUGUACUUGUUGAAACUCAUAAAGAUCAAAGUCUUGUAGGUUUCGUGUUUCUGUGUAUCAAAGGCUGGAAGAUAGAAUGUGGAUUUCAGGACAAACAGCUCUGUAUGCCACACAUGACGUGACGUCGCAGCAGGAAAAGGCUUCCUCCAGAGAAGUAUAUUGGUGUAUAACAAAUGUUCAUAAUGAGACACAAGACUGUCUAGCAGUUUUCACUGUCUUUGUCUUGACUUAACAGAGACCUCUGUAUAAUAAACACACCUGAACUUGA
Molecule: messenger RNA, 4958 nt
Organism: Jaculus jaculus (lesser Egyptian jerboa)
Lineage: Eukaryota; Metazoa; Chordata; Mammalia; Rodentia; Dipodidae
Gene: Ccdc127
Product: coiled-coil domain containing 127
Exons: 4
Coding region: 224-1006 (260 amino acids)
Source: RefSeq, a predicted model, not a curated record